GGUCUGGCCACGUUAGGCCCGGCGGUUCCGGCUGCGGCGCAGGGGGUGCAGGAGGAGGUGGGGCUGGAGCUGCAGCCGGAUCCGGAUGCGGCGCUGUGACCGGCCGGGAGACUGACGCGCCGGUAGGGGAGCGUGGACUGUGCGGGUGCGGUGGCGCGGCUUUACUGGGAAAAUGAAACCUGAUGACACUCCUAUGUUUGACCCAAGCCUGCUCAGAGAUGUUGACUGGAGCGAAAAUACAGUCACGUUUUCUCCGGCCAUCUCCCCAACGCAUCCUGGAGAAGGCUUGGUUUUGCGGCCUCUUUGUACUGCCGACUUGAAUAAAGGCUUUUUUAAGGUACUGGGUCAGUUGACGGAGACUGGCGUCGUCAGCCCUGAGCAGUUCAUGAAGUCUUUUGAGCAUAUGAAGAAGUCCGGGGAUUACUAUGUCACAGUGGUGGAAGAUGUGACCCUAGGGCAAAUUGUUGCCACAGCGACUCUGAUAAUAGAACAUAAAUUUAUCCACUCAUGUGCUAAGAGAGGAAGAGUGGAAGAUGUUGUCGUCAGUGACGAGUGCAGAGGGAAGCAGCUUGGCAAACUGUUAUUAUCAACUCUUACUUUGCUAAGCAAGAAACUGAACUGUUACAAGAUCACACUUGAAUGUCUACCACAAAAUGUUGAUUUCUACAAAAAGUUUGGCUAUACAGUAUCUGAAGAAAAGUACAUGUGUCGGAGACACCUAAACUAAAAACCACCAUCAAGAGGUUAAUGCUACAAGGCUUUACUGUUCCAGAGUUUAUUUUUGUUGCUGCAACCAAGUGAGCUCCGUAACUAUUAGACCGAAAAACCGCUGUAGCAUGUAAGAGUAGUGACGGGAGAGGACGCCUGUGGCUACUGAACAUGCUUGUAGAGUACAAAUGAUCAUACAGAGGGAUGAUUUUUAACCAAAGGAAUAUAUUUUUGACUUGAAUCUUUUCUUGCAUUGUAUUUUUCUAAAGUUUGUUUUGAUUUCUUGGUAGUCAGGAAUCUGGGUAGUAAGAGUUAGGUCUGCUCUGUGCUGCUCAUUCUUAAAUACAUGUAUAUACUGAAUAAGGCUGUUUAUCACACUAAAAUUAUUUUUGUCUCAUACAUCAGAAUAGACAAAGUGGACUAUUUCUCACAAUACAGGGAGUUGGACACUUCUAUUAUUAUAAUCAGAUACAUAUUUGCACAUUGUUGAUCUUAAUACUACACACAACGCUGGGCGUGGUGGCGCAGGCCUUUAAUCCCAGUGCUCGGGAGGCAGAGGCAGGUGGAUCUCUGUGAGUUCCAGG
This is a messenger RNA of Acomys russatus (golden spiny mouse), 1292 nucleotides long. RefSeq names its product glucosamine-phosphate N-acetyltransferase 1 (gene Gnpnat1). The transcript is spliced from 6 exons. The record is from RefSeq and is a predicted model, not a curated record. Gene Ontology annotation, molecular function: glucosamine 6-phosphate N-acetyltransferase activity; monosaccharide binding. Gene Ontology annotation, biological process: UDP-N-acetylglucosamine biosynthetic process. Gene Ontology annotation, cellular component: endoplasmic reticulum; Golgi apparatus; endoplasmic reticulum-Golgi intermediate compartment. Lineage: Eukaryota; Metazoa; Chordata; Mammalia; Rodentia; Muridae. Bases 173 to 727 code for a protein of 184 amino acids.